This is a messenger RNA of Blastomyces gilchristii SLH14081, 3749 nucleotides long. RefSeq lists its product as uncharacterized. The record is from RefSeq and is a predicted model, not a curated record. The coding region runs from base 357 to 1982 and encodes 541 amino acids. NCBI's taxonomy places the organism in Eukaryota, Fungi, Ascomycota, Eurotiomycetes, Onygenales, Ajellomycetaceae. The transcript is spliced from 5 exons.
GCAAAACAUCAUCUCCAUAUACAUCUCGAGCUUCUUCUAGUUACGCGUUUUACCAGGACCCGGAGAGAUAAUCAGCUCUAGCAUCCCAUGUACAGUACAGUACAUCGCUGCCUCAGUUCGGACUUGUUGACAGCCACCUAUUUAGUUCGCUCAAGCAAUCUGUAAUUACAUCCGUACAGGCCCCGCCAAUAAUGAGUCAGUCACAGUUCUCCGUCAUAAAUACAGGAACCUUCUGCCUCUGUUGAAAACGCAGAAGCCGAGUUACUCUAACGUCGCUGUCAGGACCCAAACCACCCUCUUGAAGCCCAUUUGACGGGCCAUAGUAGUUACAUCCGCACCAGCCAACUUGCUCGACCAUGGAGAACCUUCCUAUUGAAAUUAUCUGGCUUAUAGGCUCCCAUAUUCUGCGUUACCGGGACCGUGCUGCGUUGUGCUGCGUAUCCCGCUCUCUACGCCGAAAAACCACCCCCCUGCUUUACCAGCACACUAUCAUUGAGUUGGAUAACACAUUGCGACCACGAUCGAAACCAGAAUACUCGCCGGUCUGGCUCACGCAACUUCGUGGCCUGUAUAGAGACAGGAAGACUCUCUGUCCGGCUAUCAAGAAAUUGUCCAUCUUAUUUCCAAACGAGUCUGAUUCCUUCGAACGGGGCGAGUCGCUGGCGAUGGAGCUUUUGUUGGGUUGCGUUCGCGAAAUGCAUUCUCUGGACGAGGUUAUCUGGGCCUCAAAUCCUGUUCCCCCGGACGACCUAAUGGAAGCAUUUGCAACCAAAGGAAUAACUGCCUUUACUUACGAUGGCGAUCCACGUGUUACAAACCGUGCUUAUCCUCUUGAUAUACUGAAAAUCGAGCUUUUGUCUCAAUGCCCUCUCCGGUCACUUUCCAUCAAGGCCAGUACGGAAGCCGAAAUUCUAGGCUUGAGAAACGCUAUUUACACCCACCGUCAGACUCUGAAGUCGUUGACGCUCCGCUUCGGCAAUUGGGCAAUGUUGUGGGGUUACUUGACUUACCAUUGUGGCUAUCCACACUGUGCGCCAAAAUGCGUAUAUGACGGUGAAGGUGACCCGACUUCGGUGCUGUUUGAGCCGUUUGUGCACACAUCCGAUAAGCUUUGCUUACAGUCGCUUGAUCUACUUGGCCAUGUGUAUUACGAUUAUGGAUUUUCAGAUUCUAUUGAGGAAACAUUCUUGAAAGCAGUCGACGUUGCGUGUCUGAAACAUCUUCGCAUCUCCAGAUACCACACCCGCAGGGUUGAUCAGGGGACGUCGUUCGUGUGGAAGGAUUAUCGAUCACUCGAAUCGCUCGCACUUGAGGGUAAAUCGCUUGCUAACCGUGAAAGUUCCUGGAAUUCCUGGGACGAGAUAGCUGCUCGAUUGACAUACCUAAGCAUCGACCAGUUCAUUGCCCAUCUAGGGCGCGAUUUUCGUUCUCUUCGAAUGCUCGCCAUGACAACGCCCAUUUCGCCAUCCCAUCUACCCAUUCGUAAACUCAGAGUUCUCUGUCCGCUUCUUGAGGAACUGGCUUAUGUCCAGCCCCCCGGGUUAUUUACACGGGACCUCCCCGAUCUAGAAGACCUAGUACACUUACGCAGACUCUACGUAAUGGUAGACCCCAAGGCCUCCUACAUUUUGGAUUAUUGUGCUCGUUUUAUGGAAUACUGCUCCGAGACCCAAUCUCCUCUUCUUGAUCGCCUCGAUCGAGUUGCAGGUGGCGCCACCGUAUGCGACAUUAUCCCAGUCCGUCAACUCGAGUGGAGCCUACGCUUGUCGCUAAAUGUCGUCGAAGCAGACGCAACGCCCGAAAGCGAACAAACUGUGCCGAGCCCCUAUAUCCCACUGUUGCCUAGGGAUGAAUAUACUGCGAAAUUACCUAGCCAAACUACUAUUUCUUGUCGGGGAAAGGUGCUUCGUCAAGUUGAUUGGUGGCAGCUGAAUCACGAUCCAGUGGUUGAUACGGUGAUGUACUUCUACAACCCAAAAUAAUGAUUUGAUGGGUUGGUGGAGUGUUCCAGAUGUGACCACCCAGCCGCAACGCCUUCCCAACAUCAAGAUAUAAGCAUAGAACUAGGCUCUAUCAAAAACACAUUAUUCAUCUUAACUUUAUGCAAACUUGUCCACCAGCCGUUUUUCGUUUGGCAAUACUAGGACUAGCAUGAUAUGAAGCAUGUAUAUAUAUACGUAUAUCUUACCCCCCAUGGGAAUCAGAUCUGAUAUACUAACACGCACUAUGCUCCUUGACCCUUAUACUUGCGCAGCUGGCAGAUGGCUACAUCGAUAUCAACUCCUACGUCAGGCGCGAUUCCUUCAUAUUGAUUUCUCGCGCUUGUGCGAAACAGCCAUCAAGUGAUGCGAUGGUGCAUCCAGAAUAUGAAGUAUGGAAAACAGAAAUGGGAUAUCAUCGAGUCGAGUGUCAUCAGUGUUGGCUGUCUGAAUUUUGAACAAGGAGAAAAUAUUAAGAUCACUCGCCUUCCACUCGGGCCACGGUCAUCGUCUAGUUUGGCAGCAGGUUAACUAUCGCAGGCUCAUUUAUUUAUCCUUACUAUGGGCGCUGAGAAACGUGUCAUUGCAAGAAUCUAAUCUCCAGUUGCUGGACCACCGAAGUUAAAAAUCAACUCAGAAGUUGCUGCCAUGUAUUAUUUUAUAUUUUACUAACUUCCCCUAUUUCUUGAGGAUUUGCUUGCCCGUUUUGCACAACUAAGCCAAAGCCCUCUGAGAUAGUACAAUUAAAACCCUCGCUGCCAAUCUCAAAUAUUCUGGCUUGGAGCGAAGACCUACCCAAUCCGGCUAGGAUUGAGUAUAUCAUCCACCACGAGGCUGAUGGUGUUCAAAAACAUGAGAGUUGGUAUUUCAUGGAUUCGCUCCAGGAUAUGAGUUGUUCUAAGGCUUUGGGAGUGAAAAUUGAGAAAAUGCCGUCUUUGAUAUAACAAUCUGAUGCAAGGUGAACUCUCAUUGUUUCGCCAGAUGCCUAUUUCACCAAACACUUUACGCUAUUUGGCGGUAAAAAAAAACUGGCGAGGAACUGCCAAUUAUUUUUGCCGACAUGAUCCAUUCUCAUCCUGGAUCCCUAUGCUCUCUGGGGUGGCGCGAGGGGGGUUGCAGAAUAGUUGUACCUUCCGACUCCGGCGCAUAUAUGGGCUACAACUUCCCUCGGAUGCAAUAUCAUCAUGGCCAACGAUAUAUUAUCGCCUACGAGAGUCACUAUUGAUGUCCACCUUAGGUGAAUAAAUGUCUAAAACAGUUGGCGAAUUUUUCGAUCCCUCAAAACCGGAUGUCAUGCUGCACGAAAUUGCGAACACUUCUACCCUUCCAACAAGCCGCAAUUCUCCCAGCAAAGAGAUCAAAAGAUGACGAAAAAUAACGAGCAACAUUUUGAGCAACAUUUUGAUGCCGGCAGUUAAAAUCGGAAACUGGUGAAGUGACCAGAACUUGGACUAUCGCUCAAUAAGCGGACGCCUUCUAUACCCGCGUCGUCUGUCAAUGGCAGUUGCUGUCAUCUCGGAUCGAGACCUGCGUUUCAAUGCAAUUAUAUUGGAUGAAGACCGCCUACCACCCACAGCCAAACGGGCAGAGUGAACGCAUGAAUAUGCAAAUAGAUUCGUUGGCUAGGAGCUGGGGCGUAUGUCACUGAGAAAAAUCGUCCGAAUCACGCCUGAAGUCCUCACAAUGAGCUGAUUCGAGACUCUAGUGAUAAUGACUAUGAAGCGGCAAUCCGGGCUGUGAACAACCUGGAAGGAGACGCGAAGGAAAAUU